Messenger RNA from Puntigrus tetrazona (Sumatra barb), 753 nucleotides. RefSeq names its product sodium/potassium/calcium exchanger 4-like. The record is from RefSeq and is a predicted model, not a curated record. Bases 16 to 708 code for a protein of 230 amino acids. Gene Ontology annotation, cellular component: membrane. Gene Ontology annotation, molecular function: calcium channel activity; calcium, potassium:sodium antiporter activity. Gene Ontology annotation, biological process: intracellular calcium ion homeostasis; calcium ion transmembrane transport. Lineage: Eukaryota; Metazoa; Chordata; Actinopteri; Cypriniformes; Cyprinidae. The transcript has 8 exons.
GCUAAAUUUGUGGCAAUGCGAUUGCUUAAAAAUAAAGAGCCACUAAAGAUAAAGGCAUGUGUGUUAUGUAUUUUUACAGCCCAUUCCAAAGAGGAUUCGGACCUGACUUGGGCCCGGCGUAAACUAACUCAGCAGAUUGUAGAAGAGAACCAGACAUCCAGUACACCCAGAGCUGCUAUCCAUGAAUUUCCAGAGGACAUAUUCACUAAGGGGCAGAGGAGGCAUGGGGCAAUUCUACUGCAUGUGUUUUGUGCAGUUUACAUGUUCUACGCCCUUGCUAUUGUCUGCGAUGUCUACUUUGUCCCCUCUCUGGAAAAAAUCUGUGAGAAUCUGCACCUCAGUGAGGAUGUUGCAGGUGCCACUUUCAUGGCAGCAGGCAGCUCCGCCCCCGAGCUUUUCACAUCUUUGAUUGGUGUGUUCAUCACCAAGGGGGACCUGGGGGUGGGAACUAUUGUGGGAUCAGCUGUUUUCAACAUCCUGGUCAUCAUAGGAGUCUGUGGAAUAUUUGCUGGACAGACCAUCACUCUGACCUGGUGGCCGCUUUUCCGUGACUCUAUCUACUACAUCCUCUCAGUGUUGGCCUUGAUUCUGAUCAUAUAUGAUGAGAAAGUCAUUUGGUGGGAGACUAUAAUCCUCAUAUCAAUGUAUGGAGUUUACAUCCUUAUCAUGAAGUGGGUAUCUAGCAUGUUUAUUUAUUAUACACAUUAACACAUUUAUUUUAAUAUUACUGCAGUCAAAUGAUUAAUCGUGAUA